This is a messenger RNA of Mesorhabditis spiculigera, 861 nucleotides long. The record is from the annotation of a GenBank genome assembly. Lineage: Eukaryota; Metazoa; Nematoda; Chromadorea; Rhabditida; Rhabditidae.
AUGGACCCCAAGGCCCCAAUGAUCAACCAAAAGUUGGAAGACUUUUUACAGAGCUCUGAUAUGCGAGUUCCUUGCAUGGAAUGUUCGGAAGAAGAGCGAAAGAAGAAAAUCGGAGGUUGGCGGCUAACAAUGCUCGUGGAGCACAUUGCGAUCCGUCAUCGGGAAUCCGCACGGCAGUACUUCACUCAUCACUGCACAUAUGAGGGUUGUAAGGCCAAGUUCGCCCUGCCUGUCUACGCGUGCCUUCAUGACCACCGGGAAUUUGUUGUGCCAACGGACUUGAUCGAUGGCUUCAAAAAAAUAGCUAAAAGCGGUACGGCUCAAAGGGAUGAACAUGCCUAUCAGGAUGAACUCUACAAAUUGGUCAUCAAGUCUGUCUUGCACAGUUUUGUGAACAAGCUUGAGGGAUCGCGCACACCACCACGAGUUGACGAUGUGGAUGGGAGCUACAGCCUCAGGACCCCAGUAUACGGCGAAGAACUCCCGACACGGCUUUCUUCAUAUUCGCGACUUUCUUCUACUGCACACUCAUCGAUUAUCGAAUCGCCACCACAUGGAUAUUCGUCAGUACCGUCCCGCUUCAGUGCUCAACGAAACAAAGACCUCAAGCCUGAGCGCCCGAGCUACACGGCCAAUAAUUAUCGUGAUGUGCCGGCCAAGCUUUCAACUGACUCACCGUUGCUCUCGCGGCAAUGCAAACUCCCGUGCCGGAUCGAGCAGGUACCCGGACGCACCGAGAAGCCCUGGCCGUAUGCCGGUUCCGAGGCCGCAGUUAAAAGAUAUGACGGGGCCACAACACAUCAACUAUCCCCCACCGCGUUCCCCCGGGCGCUCGCCUAUGCCGCUGCGUUCGCCGUCGGC